Labrus bergylta (ballan wrasse) is the source of this 3069-nucleotide messenger RNA. RefSeq names its product fibronectin type III and SPRY domain-containing protein 2. The record is from RefSeq and is a predicted model, not a curated record. Gene Ontology annotation, molecular function: protein binding. NCBI's taxonomy places the organism in Eukaryota, Metazoa, Chordata, Actinopteri, Labriformes, Labridae.
GCCAUUUGUAUGACGUAUGCUUCCUUCAGGCAAUUCACACACAUCCGGAACAAUUCAAUACGCAACACACUAGGUGCAACACAAACUCGUAAAUCUACUUUCAAGGAUAAUGUCAUAUCAACCGAACAAGAAACAACAGAAACCAAUUUGUUUACAGCACAUUUCUGUAUUAGAAAUAUUUAAAAAAAAAAAAAACAAAAAGCCAAUUCUAUAAUGGAUGACGCGCAAGUUCUCGAAAUUCUUCCUCUUGUUAAAAAACAGGUCAGUGUUUCUUGUUGUUUCAUCAAAGUAAUAGUUAUAAAAAUGGAGUAGCCUCUAAUCUCUAUCAUUAAGAGACUGAAAGCUCAUUCGAGGUCGUAUCUCUGUUAUUUCUUAACAAAAGCGUUUGAAAAACUGGCGUUUACGAGGAGUCAUGAAGGCACCGCAAUGUUCGUGGCAAUGUUUUCAACUUCGACCUUUAAAUCACAUGUUUUAGGGGAUUUCCACAUCAAAAUAUCAAGGCAAUAAUUGUGCCAAGCACUAAUCUCAAGUGUUGACGGUGUGUUUACAGCAUCUAAUUAGUCUUAAUUGUAUGUUUUAUUCAAAAAAUAACUUACUUCUUGCAUGAAUUGUUGUCAUGCCUAUGACAUUUGAGCAGUCUGUGUCCCAUCUAUUUUUGUCCAGUUUCUGGGUUAGGGUUGGACUGCUGACACUGUUGGCUGGUCGGACAACACUGUUGGCAUGAAAUGGUUGUUUAGUAGAACAGACGGAUUUUCUGAAUUAUCCAGACACAAUAUUUAUGGCUGGUUUGUAUAUCUCCCGCAGCCAUUCUCAUGGACCUGUUUGAGAUCAGAGGAGGCACACUGGAUGUGAUUGCAGAAGAAGCAGAGCACCAGGAUUUGAGCAGAGAGUCGACCACUAUGGAGUCCUUUAAUGUGACUUCAGACAGAGGAGGGAGGACAACCCGAGACGUAUCCACCUUCCAGAGGUUUUCUGUGGACACCAAUGAGUCCCUUCAUUUUGAGCCCUGUGAGGCCAUCACCCCAUCUCCCACUGGGGCGGAAGAUGGAAAUGAUGAGGAUGACGUGUUUAAGGAGGAAGGAACAGAGAGUGAAAUCGUCAAAAUCAGGAAUCGUUUGCAAGCAAAGGUUGCUGAGAUGGAGAGCUUUGCAGGUCAUCUAGAGGAAAUCUUUCUCACCGUGGAGGAGAAUUUUGGCCGUCAGGAGCAGCACUUGGAGCAGCACUACAACGAUGUGCUGCAGACGUUGUCUCAGAGGUACGAUGAGAGAGCGGCUGGUUUGGAGGAGGAGAAGAAAGGAAAGCUGGAGGCCCUGUACACUCAGCUGCUGUCUUGUGGCCAGGCGAUGGAUGCUUCCAAAGAGCUUAUUGAGACGGCCCAGGAGAUCUACCGCACUCAAGACAAAAGGCUUUUCCUGAAGACAGUUAUGCCCACCAUCAAAAGCAUCGAGGAGUUUGCUAAGGAAGAGAGUGACCUCACAUUGACCACACGUCUGGAGUUUAACACACCGCUGGCUGACCUGUCAGAUGUCAAAACCAUGAUGGACUCCAUCAAUGUCGUUCCAGCUCCCUCCGCCCCAGUCAUCAACCCCCAGAUGCCAAACUCUGCCACCCAGACGUCGCUGCGUGUCUGCUGGAGCCUUUUCUCCGAUGACACAGUGGAGUACUACGAGCUUUACUACAGACCCGUUUUGGAGGACAAGCCAGCAGACAGCACCCACACAGCACAAGAGAGUAAGGUCAAGGUGAAGGAGACCCACUGCACUGUGACAGAUCUGCUGCCCAAUGCUCAGUAUGAACUGUGGGUGACGGCUACCAACACCACAGGAAUCAGCCCAGCGAGCGAGAAGGCCUUAUACAUCACAGUGCCAUCGCCUCCAGUGAUCAAGCGGAGGGAGUGUACAAGCUGUACAGAUGCAGCUCUGAUCCGCUGGGAGUCAGGAAACACCAACCCUGUGGACUCUUACACUGUGGAGCUCAGUGAGAUGGGAACUGAUGACACACAAAGCAGUGUCACAGAGUCCAUAGUAGCCGUGCCCACCUGUCAGUGUUUGAUCCAGCUGCAGUCAGGACGGCGUUAUCUUAUAUCUGUGAGAGCGGUUAACAUUGGCGGGCCCAGCGACAGGAGUGAAGUUAUUACAGUCUCUACGACAGGUACAUUCUUCUAUCUCCUGGAGGAUACCGCCCAUCCUUGUCUGUCCAUCUCUGAGGAUGGCUUCACCAUGUUUUAUGGAGACGAGGAGCUGCCAAUUAGUGCAAUGGGUUUAGAUGAUAACACAUUUGCCAGAUGUGUGGCUGUCCUGGGGGACCUGAUUCCAGUGCGAGGCCGACAUUACUGGGAAGUCGAGGUGGAUGACGGGAGUGAGUAUAGGAUCGGCGUUGCGUACGAGGACACUGAGAGGAAUUCGUACCUCGGAGCCAAAACCACGUCCUGGUGUAUGAGACACAUUCUGACGCCAUCCAGGCAUAAAUAUGAAUUCCUACACAACGGUUGGAGUCCAGACCUGAGGAUCACUGUGAACCCAUUGAGGAUAGGAGUGGCUCUGGACUACGAGAGGGGGACUCUGUCCUUCUUUAAUGUUGAUCUGGAACAACAUCUGCACACCUUCCAGUGUCACUUCAGAAAUUAUAUCCACCCCUGCUUUAGCCUGGACAACCCAGGAGCUCUUACAGUACACAAUGGCAUAGAAGCUCCAGAAUAUGCAUUCAUCUGAAACCAGCUCUCAUUAAACCCAGGGUUGAACCAGGAGAUGAAACCUCUUUCAAAUACUUACCAGAGGUCAGGGUGUCAAUGCCAACAACGCAAACACCAACAUUCAUUCAAAAUAAAACCAUCUGCUGACCUUUCAUAGCAUUAUUAAAUGUGCAGGAUAUAAAGACAUUAUGUUUUCAGUUGUUUUUUAUUUUAAUAUUCCAUGGGAACAGGCAUACACCAUUUUUCCAAGAUAAGAAAAAGCUUCACAGAAUUUUACAAUAUGUAUUUAUAUCAUCAGCACCUGCAGCGGAACAAGUGUUUACAUUUUUAAAAAAGAAAUACGGGGCUUGUUUUUUGAUUAAGCAAAAAGGUGCUUU